Messenger RNA from Pochonia chlamydosporia 170, 1596 nucleotides. Its product is annotated as benzoate 4-monooxygenase cytochrome P450. The transcript is spliced from 6 exons. The record is from RefSeq and is a predicted model, not a curated record. The coding region runs from base 1 to 1596 and encodes 531 amino acids. Lineage: Eukaryota; Fungi; Ascomycota; Sordariomycetes; Hypocreales; Clavicipitaceae. Gene Ontology annotation, molecular function: iron ion binding; monooxygenase activity; heme binding.
AUGGACCGAAGAAUUUCGAAACAGAUUAUGCUUGCGGGGAUAUUGGACACGCUGAGAGGUGCUCUCCAGCCCCGUUAUGGACUGAUAGAGGUUGUGGCCCUUGUUGUCUUGGCGUGGGCCAUUGGGAGAGUGUGGACAUACUCAACAUCACCAUUGAGAAAAUAUCCAGGACCAUAUCUUGCAGGUUGGACAAACCUGUGGAGAUUCUACCAUGUACUGAAACUCAACUCUCAUUUGGUAGUUGACGAACUGCACCGUAAAUACGGUCCAGUGGUUCGCAUUGGGCCGAAUCUGCUCAGUCUUUCAGACCCUUCACUGAUUAAGACGAUUUAUAAGUUUGAGAAUGACUGGGAGAAAACUGAAUUCUACCAUGGUGGUUCAACAAGAUCAUGGACCGGCAAAGUCACAUACAACAUAUUCGGCAUUUCAGAUAGAAAAGAGCAUGCUAGAGUCAGACGACCAAUUGGCAAAUUAUACUCCAUGUCUUAUGCCCUGGGUAUCGAGAAACAUGUCGACAACGCAAUCUCUCAGCUGUGGGAAGAACUCGAAACUCGCUUUAUUGAAGGCCAAAACAAAGGAAAAUCAUGCGAGUUGGAUCAAUGGUUCCUAUACUAUUGUUGGGACGUUGUUGGCGACAUCACCUUCAGCCAGCCCUUCGGCUACAUGAAGCACGGUUACGACUUUGACGGUUCACUAGCGGACUCUGAGAUGGCCAUGAAUUAUCUUGCCACUGUUGGACAGAUCCCAGUUUUGGACUUUGCGGUCGCCCAAAAUCCCAUCUUGAAGCUCCUUUCCAAAGCACCAUUCACGACGGCAAAUACAAUUGCGCGGGAACGUCUCGAGAACAGACUGGCUGGAAAGGAUGGGCAUAUACACGAUGUUGCGAAUCCUGAUUUCCUGGACGGGUUUAUCGAGGCGCAAAAGUCGCACCAGGAUAUAGUCACUUCGGGGCAACUUCAGAGCUAUCUUCUUAUAAACCUCAUUGCAGGCGCCGAUACAACCGCCAUCACCCUAACAGCGACGGUAUACCUGGGUCUCAAGCAUCCCAAAGUGUGGCAACGUUUAGAAAAUGAGGUUCUAAGCGCCAAAUUACCAACAGAUCGACCGAUAUCGUACAAAGAAGCUCGUGAGCUACCCUACUUGGAUGCCGUGAUACGUGAGGCAAUGAGACUUCACCCUGCAGUCGGGAUGCCGCUCGAGCGCUACGUGCCAUCCUCUGGUCUUCACUUGCCAGACGGCAGUUUCGUCCCAGAGGGAUUCAUGGUAGGAAUGAACCCGUAUAUUGUUAAUCGGACCAGUCCCUUUGGCGAAGACAGUGAAGUCUUUAGACCAGAGCGCUGGCUGCAAGGCCCUAAAGAGAGCGUCGAGAAGUACAAUGAACGGCUUCACGGAAUGAAUAACGCGGAUAUUACGUUUGGAGCCGGCAGCCGUAUGUGCGGUGGGAGGCACAUUGCAAAUCUGGAAAUAUACAAGGUCAUUUCGACGCUUGUGCAGAGAUACAAGCUUGAGCUUGUUGAUCCGGAGAAGGAGUGGACAGUGAAGAAUGGUUGGUUUUUGAGGCUGUCCGGUGUGAAUGUCAGGAUGGAACGUCGAUAA